AUGGCGUCCGAGACAGCACCACCACCGCCGUCCGCACCAGCCUCUUCCUCCACCGAACCAUCUCGCAAGCCCUCCCUCCUCGACGCAGCAAAGACCAUCUCGCCCCUCACCGACCUCCAACGCCUCCCCUCCAUGCCCUGCGCACGCACUUCCCUGCUGUUCGGAAUCGUAGCGGGCGCAUCAAUAGGCGGGAUGCGGUUUGUCUUUUCGAGAGCGGGGAGGAGGGGGACGUUGAGAGGGGAUACGGCGGGUCCGUGGAGCGAGGUUGGGAGCGCGGCGAAUUGGGCGGUUGCGGCGUGGGGAAUCGGAAGUUUAGGAGCUUGGGAAACCUGCCGCGCCCGUCAAACAGCCGAACAAGCGCGUAUGCAAGCCCUCGUAACGGAAAUCAAGGCGCGGAGAGCCGCCAAAUCUGCGUCUUCCUCCGCUCAGUCUAUAUCUCAGGAGCGGGAGAAACCUAUAGGAGGGAUCUUGGUGGGUGAGAAGGGGAAGGAGAUACUGAGGGAGCGGGGGGUCGAGGUGAGGGACGGACAGGUUGAGGACGGGCGGGGGAAGGAGAAGGAACGGACGUCGUGGUGGAGUCGGAGGAUAUGA
This is a messenger RNA of Rhodotorula toruloides NP11, 591 nucleotides long. Its product is annotated as Cox20/FAM36A family protein. The record is from RefSeq and is a predicted model, not a curated record. The coding region runs from base 1 to 591 and encodes 196 amino acids. The transcript has 2 exons. Gene Ontology annotation, cellular component: mitochondrial inner membrane; mitochondrion. Gene Ontology annotation, biological process: mitochondrial respiratory chain complex IV assembly. NCBI's taxonomy places the organism in Eukaryota, Fungi, Basidiomycota, Microbotryomycetes, Sporidiobolales, Sporidiobolaceae.